CGCAGUUGCAGGUGGCUCGCCCUCGCCGGCUCGCCCGAAGCGUCCACCAGGCACCAGAGCUCUGUUCCGGCGGGCCGUCUCCGCCCUCCGUCCGGCCGCCGCGCGUUCCGCCGCAGCUGGCAACUCCGCUCUGACGGACCUAGGAGGAGAAGGUCGAGGGGGAAGUCUCCCUCACGAGAGGCGAGGAUGUCGGGGUUCGGCGAUGGGUACGUGGGGACGGCGCAGGACGCGGUGAAGAUCCGGCGGCUGGAGAAGCAGCGCGAGGCGGAGCGCCGCAAGAUCGAGGAGCUCAAGAACAAGUCCGCGGACGGGCAGCCCGGCCUCCUCCAGUUCGGCUCCAGCACCUCCGAGAUUCUUGAGACUGCAUUUAAGAAGGAAACAGUUGGUCUCGUCACCAGGGAGCAGUAUGUCGAGAAGAGGGUUAACAUUCGAACCAAGAUCGAGGAGGAAGAGAAAGAGAAACUUCAAAAGCUGCAACAAGAAGAAGAAGAAUUGCAAAUGCAGAAAAGGAAAAAGAGGAGAGUGAAGGGUGAUCCACGCUUAUCUUUUUUUGACGACAUUGAGAAUGGAAGUGAUGAAGAUGAUUUUGAGAAACAAGAAACCAAGAAAAAUGGCCCUGUCAAACUUGGAAAGGAUCCAACUGUCGAGACAAGUUUUCUACCCGAUAGAGAAAGGGAGGCAGAGGAACAAGCAGAACGAGAACGACUGAAGAAGCAGUGGUUGCGUGAGCAGGAAUUGAUCAAAAAUGAACCUCUUUCAAUUACUUACAGUUACUGGGAUGGGACUGGGCACAGGAGAGUUAUCCAGGUCCGUAAAGGUGACAGCAUUGGAGAAUUCCUAAGGGCCGUUCAACAGCAGCUUGCCCCUGAAUUCCGUGAAGUACGGACAACUUCUGUUGAGAAUCUACUUUAUGUGAAGGAAGAUCUUAUCAUCCCUCAUCAACACAGCUUUUAUGAAUUAAUUAUCAACAAAGCGAGGGGCAAGAGUGGACCGCUUUUCCAUUUUGACGUUCAUGAGGAUGUUCGUACCAUUGCCGAUGCAACAAAAGAAAAGGAUGAGUCUCAUGCGGGGAAGGUUGUAGAGAGGCAUUGGUACGAGAAAAAUAAGCAUAUAUUCCCAGCUUCAAGAUGGGAGAUCUAUGACCCAACAAAAAAGUGGGAACGCUACACAAUCCAUGGGGAUUAGCAUGGACCAUCAUACAUAGAGCUAAAUUAUUUGUACUUUGGAUGUCUGAAAUUACCAGCACUCGGGUAUGAGAAUGGCACAAGUGACGAUUGGAAUAGUAGAUUAUUAGUGCUGUUUGCCAACAUGUACUGCUAAAACUAGAAUUAUAUGACUGUUAUUUUAGCGAUGCCAAAAUUUACUCCUCUUUGAUACUUGUAUGUGAAACAUGUACUUUUACUGAUGAUAUUUCCCAUUUCCCCCCUGAAA
Molecule: messenger RNA, 1431 nt
Organism: Sorghum bicolor (sorghum)
Lineage: Eukaryota; Viridiplantae; Streptophyta; Magnoliopsida; Poales; Poaceae
Product: protein XAP5 CIRCADIAN TIMEKEEPER
Exons: 12
Coding region: 187-1185 (332 amino acids)
Biological process (GO): chromatin organization
Cellular component (GO): nucleus
Source: RefSeq, a predicted model, not a curated record